Molecule: messenger RNA, 1088 nt
Organism: Sinocyclocheilus anshuiensis
Lineage: Eukaryota; Metazoa; Chordata; Actinopteri; Cypriniformes; Cyprinidae
Product: heme oxygenase 2-like
Exons: 5
Coding region: 324-1088 (254 amino acids)
Biological process (GO): heme catabolic process; response to oxidative stress; heme oxidation
Molecular function (GO): heme oxygenase (decyclizing) activity; heme binding
Source: RefSeq, a predicted model, not a curated record
AGCUUCCUGUUUUGAGUUAUAACGGAGAGCUCGAUCUCCGCAGACAACAGCGCACGAGCAUCCGACUAUUGAUCAUUUCUAUAAUCAGUUACCAGUCUAUUAUCAUUCAUUAAACCUGAUCGGACCAAUAUUAUUAUUAUCAUAAUCUGAUCUAACGCAGGAUUUGCUGAAGAGCUGGAUCGAACAAUCCUCACCUCACUGGAUGCUCAGCUGUUGUCCUCUCUAACAAUCAUCUGGACAGACACACUGACCUUUCAAGCCCGUGCUCAGGAGGCAGAGGCAGAGGUAAGAGUCAGAGAUCAGACCCAACACAAGACGCUGGAAUGUCUGCCAUGAGGACAGAAGAUGCUGCUGACGGGAAGAGCACAGCUAACGGAGGAGGAGUCGUGUGUGAGGAGAGAGGCGUCACCGUCCUCAGGCCUACAGAUCUCUCCGAGAUGUUGGCGGCAGGAACCAAAGAAGUUCACGAGAAGGCCGAAAACACCGAGUUUGUCAAAGACUUCCUGAGGGGACGCAUCCGCAAAGAGCUCUUUAAGCUCGGUCACGUGGCUUUAUUCUUCACGUAUUCGGCGAUGGAAGAGCAGAUCGAGAGAAAUAAAGAGCAUCCUCACUUGGCGGCGCUCUACUUCCCUCAUGAGCUGCACCGGCGGGACGCUCUGGCUCGGGAUCUGCAGUACUUCUACAGCGAGGGCUGGCAGAACCAGAUCAGUGUCUCUCCCGCCACCCAGCGCUACGUGGAGCGCAUCCAGCAGAUCGGCCAGGACGAGCCCGCGCUUCUCGUGGCUCACGCUUACACCCGCUACAUGGGUGACCUCUCGGGCGGGCAGGUGCUGAGGAAGGUGGCCCAGCGCGCCAUGAAGCUGCCGCCCACAGGAGAAGGGCUGAACUUCUACCAGUUCGACGGCAUCCACAGCGCCAAGGCCUUCAAACAGCUGUACCGCAGCCGGAUGAACGAGCUGGAGCUGGACACACACACCAAGCAGAAGAUCGUGGAGGAAGCCAUCCUGGCCUUUCAGUUCAAUGUGGAGGUGAGCAGCGCUGUAGAACAAAGCUGGUGUUUCAGUUGUGAUUUAAAAAGGGUCGUAUAG